This is a messenger RNA of Aspergillus niger, 501 nucleotides long. RefSeq lists its product as hypothetical. The record is from RefSeq and is a predicted model, not a curated record. NCBI's taxonomy places the organism in Eukaryota, Fungi, Ascomycota, Eurotiomycetes, Eurotiales, Aspergillaceae. The transcript has a single exon. Bases 1 to 501 code for a protein of 166 amino acids.
AUGGACCAUAAAAAUGAUAGUGAUCCAACAUGUCCCUUUUGUCCAUUUUCUGAUCCGGGCAUCAGCCGUGUUGUAGAACAUGUGGAUGUUUACCACCCUGAAGUGGAUACCCAGGCUGGGCAUAGCAGACGGCCGGCAAAUGCACCCUCAACUGGAACGGGAGAAUGUUCUGGGGAUUAUACCGAGUGUCCACACGGCUGUGGGGAAAUAGUACUCAACACCGAACUCUCCGCCCACCUCGACUUGCAUUUUGCGGAAACAGUUGCCCUUGAUGAAAUAUCUUCAUGCCAGCCGGAAUUGCCUGUUGACAUGGAGAGUGCGGUGUCAAGCCAUGAUGCAGAGAGACAGGAAUGGUUGGAAGGGGGCACUCCCGGGCUGCUACCCAGCGAAGAUAGAACGCUCUCAUCAUGGUCAUUGAUUGGUGGCACGAAAACACCGCACAAUGGGAGAGCUAAGCGGCUUGGUGUACGAAAAUCUUCAUUUAUCCUUUAUCCAUCAUAG